Nicotiana tabacum (common tobacco) is the source of this 4561-nucleotide messenger RNA. RefSeq lists its product as uncharacterized. NCBI's taxonomy places the organism in Eukaryota, Viridiplantae, Streptophyta, Magnoliopsida, Solanales, Solanaceae. The record is from RefSeq and is a predicted model, not a curated record.
UGUUGCCUGUAGUAACAUAUUUCAAGAAAAUAUAGGCACUAAAGUGACAAAAAGAGAAAAUGUUCAAGUUGCAGAAGCAGAAUAACAAGCAGACUAAAUCAGGAGAAAGGGUUGAUUUCAGAUUCUCCAAUUUCCAAGCACUUCAGGUACCAAAAGGAUGGGACAGGCUUUAUCUGUCUAUAAUCUGUGUAGAGACUGGAAAAACAGUAGCAAAGUUGGGCAAAACACUUGUGAAAAAUGGAAGUUGUCAAUGGCCAGAGACGCUUUUGGAAUCGGUUUGGAUUUUACAAGAUGAUUCCUCUCUGGAGCUUGAAGAAUCUCUCUACAAGUUUGUUGUUUCAAUGGGCUCUGCUAGAUCUGGCAUACUUGGAGAGGGAACCAUUAAUUUGGCAUCAUAUGUUGGUUCAAGAUUGUCUUCUCCUGUUUUGCUUCCUUUAAAGAAAUGUAAUCAGGGCACAACACUACAGUUGAAAAUUCACUGCCUAACACCAAAGAGUAAAUUCAGAGAUGAAUCAAAAUCCUCAGUUUCCAAUAUGAAAGAGCAGGAUCUUGAUCAUGAUAUUACCAGUAAAUCGAAUGAGUCUGAUAACUUAUCUGCUGGGAGUGAUGGACUUCAGUUUACUCAAGAUAUAGGCUCUAACUCGGGUCCAAGCAAAUUCGAGAUCAAGGAGAGAAGUUUCUCGGUAUCUGGAUCGAAUAACAGCUUUAUCUCAGCUGAGAGCUUUACCCGAAAAGUAAAAUUUCCCUCUACAUAUCACUUAAAGAGUGAAGGAUCCAAUCACACAGGCAAACAAGUUAGAGCAAAUCCUGAUAUCGACAAUCAUUUUGUUUCAGACCAAUCAUCCUAUAAUACAAAAGCCACAGGUUCAAUGGAGAAUCUGCAGAAUAACAGAAAAGAUUUCACAGCGUCUUCUCUAACGAAUUCCAGCUCUUCGAGGAACAUUCUAGAAGCUGCAGAAGAUACAAUUGAAGAACUCCGGAUAGAAGCAAAGAUGUGGGAGAGAAAUGCACGGAAACUAAUGCUCGAUUUGGACAUACUGAGAGAGGAAUUCUCUGCUCAGUCGAAAAAGCAAGCCGACUUGGUUAUGGAUCUCUCAGCUGCCUAUUCUGAUCAAGGUAGCUUGAAAAAAGAGAUUGAGAAUCUGAAACUAAUGUUGGAGGAGUCGACAGCAAAACACACUGCAACGGCGGAGGAUUCAGUAUUUCAAUCAAAAAGUCAGAAUCAUAUCCAAGAGGAACUUGAAAAUGAAAUAAGACAUCAGCAAGAGUUGAAUGCCAGUUUAGCCUUACAACUGAAAGGAAGUCAAGAGUCAAAUAUCGAGCUGCUCUCGCUUCUUCAGGAGCUAGAAGAAACUAUAGAACAGCAGAAAGUGGAGAUAGAGAAAUUUUCAUCUCUGCAUCUGAGGUUAACUGACAUGAAAAAUUCCGCCACAGCAGAUUCGCAAGGUAAAGCCAAUUUCUCGGUCCAGUUCCAAGAACAGGAAGAAUCGGAAGAGACAUUGCGAAGCAGCGUCCAAUCCCUCACAAAAGCAUUACAAGACAAAAAUCAUGAGCUCGAGAGUGAACGAAUAAUGAGUAGAGACAUUGAAGCAUUACGAGAGAAAGUGCAGGAACUAGAGAGGGAUUGUGCUGAGCUUACUCAGGAAAACCUGGACCUGUUAAUCAAGUUUAAGGAGUCCAAUAAUGAAAUCCCGAGGGGAACAACUGAAUCAUUUGAAACUGAGAAGAGUGGUAUCACGUCCCAUAUUCACUAUGACAAAGAAAAUCUUGAUAGCACACUGACACCCGUGGAAAAAGUUGGUGAAAAUGAAAACUCAGAACACUUCAGUAAAUUAGUGAAGCAGCUUGAAGUAGCUUUUCACCUUCUAAAAAGACCGUGGUAUGAACUUUCUUCCCGUGUAAGUGAUCAGUGCCAAAGUCAUCUGGAUAACUUGGCAAAUUUGAGCGAGAACAGUGAAAGCUCUCCCAAGGUAUUGGCGAGCUAUAUCCUUACAAAUAUGUUUGAGCUGAACCAUCUCUUAGAAACUAGAAUUGUCGAGUACGAGGAACUUCUUAAACAGCAUGAAGAGGAGAUCCAGGAGAGAAAUAAUUCUGUUGCAGAAGCUAAAAGAAAGCUGGAAGAUUACACUCUUGAGUUUCAAGCUCAUGAAAGCUCAAAGGCAGAACUACAAGUUCAAUAUUCAAGCCUACUAAAGGAGUUGGAUCAGAAAAUAUCCGAGUUAGAUAAGUUACAAGCUGACUUACAGACAAAGGAAGAGGAGACGAACCGUCUUUCGGAGCAUCAAAGAGAACUAGAAGCUAAAGUUACUGAUCUUCAAAAGGAGAAGGAUGCGCAAGUUUCGGAGAACAAGCUUCUGGAAGGGAAAUUAACACAGCUCGAAAGUGAAAACGAUAUAUUGAAAGAGAAGAAUGAAAAUAUGGAAGCACAUAGGCUCAUGACAGUCGAGAGAGAAUCGCGUCAAUCAGAAUUAGAAGAAUCAAGGACUAAUGUAAUGAAUCUUCAAGAAGAAAUUGGGAAGUUGGAGAGCGAGAUGAAAACUAACAUUGCUGAUCUCAAAGAAGAAUUAGAAGACAUGCAGAUCCUAUGGUCACAAGCUCGAGAAGAAUGUGGACAUCUCACAAAUGAGAACGAAAAGUUACAAGAAUCUUUGCAGAAUCUUCUUGAAGAGUACAAGACUGUUCAGCACUCAAAUUCGGAAAUGGAAAGAGAGAACUUGGAACUGCACGAGCGUCAUUUGCACCUAGAAGCUCAACUUCACGAAUCGCAGAAAAGGUCGUCUAAUAGCUUGAUAAAGGUUAAAGCUCUAGAAGAAAAUCUCAAUUCAAUGUGGAAAGAUUUUUCCUUGGAAGAAGAGAGACUGAAUGCUGAACUUAAUGAACUCAUUCAAGAGAACAAGAAGGAAAUUGAGAAACUUGUGCAACAAGAAAGUUUGUCUAAUCAAAGGUAUUCAGAGAAGUCGACGGAAGUUAAGAGCCUCAAGAAAGAGGUAGAACAACUAACUAAGCAAAUUUCUGAAAUGGAUGAGGAAAGGAGAUUAGCUUCUGAUGCUGUUAAUGAAGUUUCCAGUUUGCGCGCUAAUAACGCGAUGCUGGUAUCUGCACUUGAAGAUGUUCAAUCAAAAUUUACAUUGACUGAGAAGGAGCUCAGUAAUGUAAGAAUAGAGUCUGAGUUGAAGAUCCAAGAUUCAAGACGAAGUUUUGAGAAGUUGACGGUUGACCAUGAAAAGAUUUUGAAACUUCUGCCGAAUUAUAGGGCAAAUGAGGAAAAGCUCAAGACAGCGAUUAAUGACCUUGAGUUGCAGCUCACUCUUUCGCGCUAUGAACACCAAAAGCUUCAUGAAGAGAGUGCUAAUCUUAAAUGUCAGUUGCAAAAAACAAAGGAACUUCAGGAAGACGUCGACUAUCUGAAGAGCGAGCUGAAGGAAUGUAGGUCUGAAAAGGAAAAGUUAGAAGCAUCACAGAAUAUUAUAUCCGUAGAUUAUGAAAAAAUGAAGGCCGAGAAGGCCUCUUCUGCCGGUAAGAUCUCCGAUUUUCAAAAAAUCUUGGCUGAGUUGGAGAACAGCAAUAAAAACAGAAUUUGCUUGGAACAAAAACUUGAGCAAAUGGAAAGUGAUUUAACCGAAAAGGAGAAAUUCUGCGCACAAGUGGCUGGUUUGAAAAAUGAGCUUAGCGAAACUAAGAGAGAAAAUGAUCAAUAUCAGCAGAAAAUACAUAAGAUGAAGGAGGAGAAGGAUAACUUCUUGAGAAAAGUUCAAGCACUUGAAGCAGAAGUGAAAAUGAUGGAGGAGGAGAAAAAACUAUAUGCUAAAAAGUUUGAACAGAACAAUACUCCAAAGAGCACCAAUAAGUACACUAACUUCAAUAGAGUACAUCAAAAGCUUAAUCAGUCGCAAGAACUUCUGGUGGAUCGACUUCAUUCAGAUCGGAAGUAUAGCGAAUCAGAGGGUGAAAAUGGUUCCGCCGAUGGAAUUGCUUAUUCUGCGGAAGUCGAUUUUUUGGCUAGAAUACAGUUGCUUGAGAACAAGCUUGCUGAAGCAUUAGAGGCAAAUAAGAAGUACAAAAUUCAGCUUCAAAGGCUUAAGACCGAGGAACGAAAAGGGCAUUCACCUUCUUCCAGGAAACCAGACGGGGACAGCGAAAUGGUGAAAAGGUUUGAACGUACGAAGACUUCACUAGAAACGGAAUUAAAAGACAUUCGAGAGCGUUACUUUCAAAUGAGUCUUAAAUAUGCUGAAGUUGAAGCACAAAGAGAGGAUCUUGUUAUGAAACUAAAGGCAGCUAAGAGUGGAAAGAGGUGGUUUUCUUGAAUCUCGCUAGCAUUUUUGUGGAGUUUUCAUCCUAACCUUAGGUAAACUGGUCCAUUGUUUGAUCUAGCACAUAUAUUAUUAUUGUAAUUUAUUGUCAAAAUAACUGAAACAAGCUAUAGACAAUAAAGAAUUAGACCAAAUAAAAGGAGCAUAUGCUAUAAAAUGGAGUGACUAAGCUAGACAAGAAACUACACUAACAAAAUUGUGUUAUUUAUUCGAAGAUAUGGCAGUGGCAAGGCCUUUUUGCCUUUGAA